Molecule: messenger RNA, 1417 nt
Organism: Anoplopoma fimbria (sablefish)
Lineage: Eukaryota; Metazoa; Chordata; Actinopteri; Perciformes; Anoplopomatidae
Gene: dnaja2b
Product: DnaJ heat shock protein family (Hsp40) member A2b
Exons: 9
Coding region: 162-1400 (412 amino acids)
Biological process (GO): response to heat; protein refolding
Cellular component (GO): cytoplasm; cytosol
Molecular function (GO): Hsp70 protein binding; ATP binding
Source: RefSeq, a predicted model, not a curated record
GCUGUACUAAUAUCUUUGCUGUUUUGUGACAUCUGUCUCCGAGUGGGUGAUUGUCGUCGGAUCUGGCAACCCCCGUACGGACCCAGCCGGUGACUCCUGCGUCGGCUCCUCUCUCAGCUGAACCUCCGCAGAAGGUCUUUUCCAUAUAGCCGGCUAGCAUCAUGGCGAGCGUUGUGGAUACCAAGCUAUACGACAUCCUCGGAGUUUCACCAUCUGCCUCUGAAAACGAACUCAAAAAGGCCUACCGCAAAUUGGCUAAAGAGUACCACCCUGACAAGAACCCUGAUGCUGGAGACAAGUUUAAAGAGAUCAGUUUUGCAUAUGAGGUACUGACAAACCCAGAAAAGAAGGAGCUCUAUGAUCGCUAUGGAGAACAGGGCCUACGGGAGGGAGGAGGCGGUGGGCCUGGCAUGGACGAUAUCUUCUCUCACAUUUUUGGUGGAGGACUAUUUGGGUUCAUGGGGGGGCAGGGUAGAGGACGCAAUGGAGGCAGGAGGAGAGGAGAUGAUAUGGUUCACCCUCUGAAAGUUUCUCUUGAAGACCUCUACAAUGGCAAAACCACCAAACUGCAGCUCAGUAAGAAUGUGCUGUGUGGUGCCUGUAAUGGUCAGGGGGGUAAGGCAGGAGCAGUUCAGAAGUGUGUGGCAUGCAGAGGACGAGGUAUGAGAAUCAUGAUUAGACAGCUGGCACCUGGGAUGGUCCAACAGAUGCAGUCAGUCUGCACAGACUGCAAUGGAGAAGGUGAGGUGGUAAAUGAGAAGGACCGCUGCAGAAAGUGUGAGGGCCAUAAGGUGUGUAAGGAGACUAAGCUUCUUGAGGUGCAUGUGGACAAAGGCAUGAGACAUGGACAGAAGAUCACAUUCUCUGGGGAAGCUGACCAAGCACCUGGCGUCGAACCAGGAGACAUAGUCCUGGUGCUGCAAGAGAAAGAACAUGAGGAGUUUCGUCGUGAUGGCAGUGACCUUCACAUGGUCCAACGUAUCGGCCUGGUUGAGGCUCUGUGUGGCUUCCAGAUGACCGUUGCGCACCUUGAUGAACGCCAGUUGCUCGUCAAAUAUCCACCCGGCAAGGUCAUCGAGCCAGGUUCUAUUCGAAUGGUGAAGGGAGAGGGAAUGCCUCAGUACAGAAACCCAUUUGAGAAGGGAGACCUUUACAUCAAGUUUGACGUCCAGUUCCCUGAAAACAACUGGAUUAGCCCUGAAAAACUGAAUGAACUGGAGUGCUUACUCCCUGCUCGUGCUGAGACUCCUGUGAUUGCAGCAGAUGCAGAGGAAGUUGACCUGACAGAAUUUGACAAGAGUCAAGGGUCAGGAAGCGGAGCCAGGAGAGAGGCCUACAAUGAUAGUUCUGAUGAGGAAGGGGGCCAUCAUGGCCCAGGGGUGCAGUGUGCACACCAAUAGAAAGACUCAUACAUAAA